Molecule: messenger RNA, 807 nt
Organism: Colletotrichum truncatum
Lineage: Eukaryota; Fungi; Ascomycota; Sordariomycetes; Glomerellales; Glomerellaceae
Product: short chain dehydrogenase reductase family
Molecular function (GO): oxidoreductase activity
Source: RefSeq, a predicted model, not a curated record
AUGGCCACCCAAAACUUCAAAUACCUGAACAAGCUCCGCUCCUCUCGAGUUCUCAUAAUAGGCGGCUCUCAAGGUCUAGGAUUCGCAGCAGCCGAAGCAUCCAUCGAGCAUGGCGCCAGCGUUAUUCUCGUCUCAUCCAAUCCCAAAAAGCUAGCCAACGCCGCGGACCGUUUGCAAACUACCUACGCCUCCAUCGUCUCCCCGGGCCAAGUCUCAACUUACACCAUCGACCUCGCCGACCUCACUAACCUCCGCACAAAUCUGACUCGUCUCUUGGACGAAGCGACGGCGGACGGCGAGAAGAAGAUAGACCACGUAGUCUACACGGCCGACCUGGCCCCGCCUCUCCCGCCGCUUCCCCAGACGACUCCCGAGGAUAUCCACGCGGCCUUCAGCCUCCGCGCUCACGCACCAAUCAUCCUCGCAGGCCUUCUGAAUGGCUCGGAGAAGUACAUCCGGCACACGCCCGACACGUCCGUCACAUUCACCAACGGCUCGAGCUCGCAUCGCCCGAUGCCGGGCUGGGCUGUCGCCGACUCCGCCGCCGGGUCGAUGGAGGGACUCGUCAGGGGUUUGUCGUGCAGCUUGGCGCCCGUGCGAGUGAAUCUCGUAUCUUCGGGACCGGUCACUACGGAGCUGUUCCAGACGUUGCCGGCGGAGACGAUCGAGUUGUUCCGGAGCAAAUGUCUUACCGGUCGACUUGGGCGGCCGGAGGACGUGGUGGAAGCAUAUUUGUAUAUUAUGAAGGAUGGGUUUGUCACGGGUGCGACGAUAUUUACUGAGGGAGGGAGAAUCUUGGCUCCUUAG